Molecule: messenger RNA, 345 nt
Organism: Thyridium curvatum
Lineage: Eukaryota; Fungi; Ascomycota; Sordariomycetes; Thyridiales; Thyridiaceae
Exons: 2
Coding region: 1-345 (114 amino acids)
Source: RefSeq, a predicted model, not a curated record
AUGCUCGACAACCACUCCAUCGACGCCGUCUACAUCGCACUGCCUCCCGCCUUACACUACGAAUGGGUUCUGAAGGCUAUCGAUGAAGAGCAUCACUUGCACGACAACAUUGCCAUUAUAUAUUAUAUGAUACCUCGGGAGAGAAUCCGUUUCGACGACGAGCUUGGCGGCGGUAAGAUGCUUGGUUUGGGAACAUGCUCCAUGUACGUGCUACGGUACCUCGCUGGCGCGGAGCCAGAAGAGUGCAUCGAGUGCAAGAUCCGGACCCGCCUCCUCCCCACGAGCUUUGUGACGAAGCCGCCGGUCUUUCCUUCCGCUUUCCCGGCGCAAUGUGACAUCCGUUAG